Messenger RNA from Cadophora gregata, 1275 nucleotides. RefSeq lists its product as uncharacterized. The transcript has a single exon. Gene Ontology annotation, molecular function: adenyl-nucleotide exchange factor activity. The record is from RefSeq and is a predicted model, not a curated record. Gene Ontology annotation, cellular component: endoplasmic reticulum. Bases 1 to 1275 code for a protein of 424 amino acids. NCBI's taxonomy places the organism in Eukaryota, Fungi, Ascomycota, Leotiomycetes, Helotiales, Ploettnerulaceae.
AUGGUUCAACUACAUACGCGCAGUAUUUUAGGCUUUGUCUGCCUCAGCCUACCAAUACUUGCACUAGCAGUUUCUUCUCCUCCACCAGAAGCAUCACCAGCAGCAGACGCAGACCUGAUAUGUUCAAGUACGGAUCCAACAGACUGUUAUUCCAAAACCUUCGAGCCCACGGAAGACUUCCAAAUCAUAAAAGAAGGACAGAACAUACCUCCUGGGCUCCAUGUACGGAUGAACAUCUGGUCAGGGGAGAAAGAAGCACGACUGAACAUACCAAUGGAAGGCGAACAAGGAGCAGUAGAUGGCGUACUUGAAAUCCCAACCGACCAACUCCCCACCGAACAAUCCGUCAUCGUAGUCCCCCAACCCGAAGACUCGGACUCCGAAUCCCAACCCAUCCCCCCAAAAGACGCCCCCAUCUACGACACCGCCGGCAAAAUCCCCCCACCAACCCCCCAAUCUGGCGACGAAAUAACCACCUUCCAAAAGGCCAUGAUAACCAUCCAAAUGGAAGCCCGAGCCUUCGACUCCGCCCUCGACGACCUCCGCGACCUCUCCCACGACAUCUACUACGGCCUCGAGAUCGCCAAAGACGGCCCCGUCCUCGAGAAACUCAUCUGCCUCACCCUCGGCUACGGAACCGAGAAGAUACCCGCGCGAGAGAACGGCCGCGACCACAAGGCAGCUAAUAUUCUCGCCUCGUCUAUACAGAAUAACCCCACGGCGCUCAAGGAGGUCAGCGAGUUCUGGAAGAUGGUCAUGUACCCGUCGUGCGGUGUAGUCGAGCAAAUGAAGAGCGGGAACGGAGCUGAGAAGGGCAUCCCGAAUUUCGUGUCGAUGCUUCGCGCUAGAUUGGGGAGGGAGAAGGAUGCUGGGGCGUUGAAGGCGAAGGUUGGUGCUAUUAGUGGACUUUUGAAGGAGCCGCUUAUUAGGGACGAGUUUCUGGAGAAAGGAGGCAUGGAGCUCCUGCUCGCUAUCUUCCUAAAGAAGGGAGAGCAAUUUGAUGGCGUGAGGAUGAAAGUCGCUCAGCUCGUGAACGACAAUUUCUUAGACGAGGGGAUGGGCGCGAAGCUAGGUGUUUGGCCAAAGAUGCCAAGGAGUGAGAAGAAGUUGUGUGAGAGCAAGGCCCGGAUGUUAGAGGAUGGAUGUUGGGAGACACAUGUUGAGGCAUUCAUGGAGAGGGCAGGUGGAGAGGAAGAAUGGGCAGGAGAUUUUGUGAAGAAUCUUGGAGAGCGAAGGAAGAAGUUUGGGAGUUCGAUUAAAGAUAGGGAAUUGUAA